AUGCCGAUGUCCAAGUUCCACUCUUCCGAUUCUGAUCAAGUGGCUCUCGACUGGGGCUCAGGGGAUGCUAACACUGAGCAGGUUGAGAGUCACUGUCCCAAAUGGGUGUUAAAGGUCAGCCGUGGCAGCUUCAACCUCUAUGUGACUGACGCCGCUGAGCUCUGGAGCACCUGCUUCACGCCGGACAACCAGGCAGCCCUCAAAGCCCGAUUCAGUCUGAAUGCGGCUGAGGACAUCACCCCCCGGUUCAGGGCGGCCUUCAAGCGACAAGCUGUGGCUCUGAUGCUGCAGGAGGACAGAGCAUCCCUGACCCUUUCAGGGGGGCCCUCAGAGCUCACCUUUGACCUCUUCAAGGUGCCAAGUCCAGAGGCAGCACCCAGCUUACAGGCACUGGCACUGGGCCUGGCAAGGCAUGUGUGCAGCCUGGAACAGCGGCUGGCAGGUGCUGAGGAGACAGCUGCCAGCCACAGGAAGAGCCCCUGGCCCCCAGGGCGCCAGCUCUUCUUACCAGACCCGGAUCCCCAGAGAGGUGCCCCUGGACUUGGGGUCAGAAGACGGUGUCCCAGAGAGCCCUUCAUCAACCCUGGCUGCAAGAAUAAAAAACCAGCUGCUGGUGUAGACUUUGAUGAUACCUGA
This is a messenger RNA of Carlito syrichta (Philippine tarsier), 636 nucleotides long. Its product is annotated as protein PAXX-like. Gene Ontology annotation, cellular component: nucleus; nonhomologous end joining complex; site of double-strand break. Gene Ontology annotation, molecular function: molecular adaptor activity. The transcript has 2 exons. Bases 1 to 636 code for a protein of 211 amino acids. Gene Ontology annotation, biological process: double-strand break repair via nonhomologous end joining. Lineage: Eukaryota; Metazoa; Chordata; Mammalia; Primates; Tarsiidae. The record is from RefSeq and is a predicted model, not a curated record.